GCUCCGCGGCCGAGAGGGGCCGAGAGGGGCCGCGGCUUCCCGGGCGCGGGGAAGGGCCCUGGGCUGGGCCAAGGCGGCGGCGGGCGGCGGCGCGGGGUCACGGUGGCGCCAUGGGGAAGCGGGAUAACCGUGUGGCUUAUAUGAAUCCCAUAGCUAUGGCCAGGGCACGAGGUCCUGCCCCAAAUUCAGGACCAACAAUACAAGACUACUUGAACAGGCCAAGACCAACAUGGGAAGAAGUGAAAGAGCAACUAGAAAAGAAAAAGAAAGGAUCCAGGGCUUUGGCUGAGUUUGAAGAAAAGAUGAAUGAGAAUUGGAGGAAAGAACUGGAAAAACACAGGGAGAAAUUACUGGGUGGAAAUGAGAGCUCUUCCAAAAAAAAAGAGAAAAAGAAAAAGGAAAAGAAGAAGUCUAAUAGGUUGUCUUCAUCUUCCUCUUCUUCAUCAAGCUCUGAUUCUUCCAGCAGUUCAUCUGAUUCAGAAGAUGAGGAUAAAAAGCAAGGGAAGAAAAAAAGGAAGAAGAAGUAUCGCUCCUCACGGAAAUCUUCAGCAAGCACAACUUCAGAAUCUGAGUCAGACAGCAAGGAUAGCACAAAAAAGAAGAGGUCAAAGGAAGACUGUGAAAAAGAGAAGGAAGGUAAAAAUCACCACAGGAAAAGGAAGAAGGCAGAUCGUGGUGAUGCACCUUUAUCGUCAGAAUCUGUAUCUGAAUCAGACCAGACAGAGGAGGUGCAAGCGAAAAAGAAGAAAAGCAAUGAGGAAAAAGAGAAAACAGAUAAGACAAAAAAGAGAAAGAAGCACAAGAAACAUGGUAAAAAGAAGAAAAAGAAGACUGCUGGUUCAAAUUCAGAUUCAGAAUAAUAUUUUAAAACAACCGGAGACUAUCAACAGAAGUGCAAUGACUAAAGGAAACUUAAACUGUGAAAUGACAGCAAACUUUACCAAACUGCAUGAGUUUUCCUGU
Agelaius phoeniceus (red-winged blackbird) is the source of this 963-nucleotide messenger RNA. It is a transcript of the gene FAM133B, whose product is annotated as family with sequence similarity 133 member B. The record is from RefSeq and is a predicted model, not a curated record. Lineage: Eukaryota; Metazoa; Chordata; Aves; Passeriformes; Icteridae.